AUGGACGGCGUCGUUCCAGCACCUUCAGUCGCCGCUCCUGCAGGCGGUGGCCAAGCUCCUCCAAGGACAAAAUCAAAGGCUUACCAGACAACGAUUGCUGCUGAAGCUGACGACCUCAAGUACGAGAGCAAGUACAAGGAACUCAAGAAAAAAGUCAAAGAGGUCGAAGAGGUUAGCUCACCUCCAUUGCCGACAUGCAUUUACACGGCGCACGUCUCGCUGACACGUCGCUUUCGUCUCGUACAGGAUAACGAGCAACUCUAUGUCAAAAUCUUGCAAGCACAGCAGAGUAUCCAGAGAUUGCGACUCGAAAGAGCAUUGAUAUAUGAACGUCUAGGAAAGCUUGCGCCUCCUCAGAUCGCUCCAGUUCCCCAGCCUGUGCACGUUCAAUCCAUAGUCGACGAUCAUCCACAUCCUCAUCACCCUCCUGCCGCAUCGUCGUCCACUGUACCAGCUGCGCAUCAACCACACCCACUCUCUCAAUCGUUUACUGCGACCCAUCGGGACCAGGAACGAGACGCUCGUUCGAAUGGACCUCCAGCACCAUAUACAUCCAUCCCUCGUGAACGAGACCCUGUGUCCUCUGCGUAUCAGUACUCUUCAUCGCGUACUGGUCCUCCAGCCGCACCGUUGCCUCCUAUGAAGGAUGUCCCCAUGCAUACAGACGACGUCCAAGUGCCGCACCAUCCAUUGCCUCGUAAAAGGCCUUCCCAACCGUCUAUUUCCUCAUCAGCUGCUGUCCUUCCACCGCUGCCAGCAGUGCAGUAUGACAGUGCUCGGUAUCAUCCCCAGCCACGCGAGUCGGACGAACGAGGACGACGGCAUUCACCUGGAGCAUACUAG
Serendipita indica DSM 11827 is the source of this 843-nucleotide messenger RNA. NCBI's taxonomy places the organism in Eukaryota, Fungi, Basidiomycota, Agaricomycetes, Sebacinales, Serendipitaceae. The record is from the annotation of a GenBank genome assembly.